Anastrepha ludens (Mexican fruit fly) is the source of this 2153-nucleotide messenger RNA. Its product is annotated as cytoglobin-1-like. The record is from RefSeq and is a predicted model, not a curated record. Gene Ontology annotation, molecular function: iron ion binding; oxygen binding; heme binding. NCBI's taxonomy places the organism in Eukaryota, Metazoa, Arthropoda, Insecta, Diptera, Tephritidae. Gene Ontology annotation, biological process: oxygen transport. The coding region runs from base 948 to 1415 and encodes 155 amino acids. The transcript has 5 exons.
AGACGUCUUUAGGUUUUUUGCAUUCCGCUGUUGGGUGCAUUUGACUACAUUUUACACAUUUAAAUGGUUUUCUGCAUACCACAAAUUUCUGAUACUCGCUGAAAGUUGUCCGUGCAAAAACAAUUCAAAUUCAAAAAACCAAGCAAAAAUAGGAGCGAAGCUUUGACUUCAGAAAAAAGUUGCUUAAUUCAUGCACAAUACUGUAUUGGUCAUAAACACGCAAACUAGUGAAUUAUAAUUGAAAAGUAAUUUGCCAUAGAUAGAGAAAGGCCAAACAUAAAAUACACACUAUUGAAUGAACGAAAUAACAAAGCAAAAGAGACGGAGCGCACGAGUGUCAUGAGAGAAUAAAAAAAAACUUUUUUUCACUAUUAAUUAAUAGAAGCGACAAGCAGCACACUUUUUUUAUUAUUGCAUAAAUUUCGUGUUAAUUUCAUAAUGAAUACGAAAAAAGUGUCCGGUAAGAAAGAGGCAAAGUGAGAAACCGGCAUUCGUGUGAACCAUAGAGAAUGGGGCAUUAAGUGAGCAGCAAUCGAGCACAAUCAGAAUUUGAAGAUUAAUAAGUAUUAAAAGAAAAAAUACGUAAAUGAAAUUCAAAAACAUAGAGUGACAUUAUACACGCGGCGGAUCAUCUGCUUAGCCAUUAUCAUCACUGCUCGCUGUAGCGAUUGUUCCGGCUGGCACUGGACAAUCGCCGCAGAGAAUUUAAAACUAAACUGCAGCAAUACACCACAAUUCAGUAUCGAUUCUACUUUGAAUAAGUGUUGGCGCUAAAUUUUGCUAUAAAUUCUUCAAAAAUACUCAGUUUGAGCUGGUAAGUGUUACCUUAGACAAGCAACUGAACAGUGCUAAGAAAUAAAAGCAACAACCAAAGAAAAGCUAAGGCUUACAUUUAACAAAAUAAUAAUUUUUGAUAAGAAAUACAAAAAAAAAAAACUUAAUAUAAAAUGGCAUUGAACGCUGAAGAUAUUGUUGAGAUCAAGAAGACCUGGGCCAUUCCGGUCGCUACACCAACCGACUCUGGCGCAGCGAUUCUCGUCAGAUUCUUUACAAAAUUUCCGUCCAAUUUGGAAAAAUUCCCAUUCCGAGAUGUGCCACUCGCGGAAUUGAAUAAUAGCGCACGCUUCCGUGCCCACUGUGGCCGCAUUAUCAAGACCUUUGAUCAGUCAAUCAGCCAGCUAGAAGAAGAAGGCGGUCUACAAAAGAUUCAAGAAAUCUGGCAAGAGAUAGCAAGAUCGCAUGUACAACGCCAUCACAUUGAAAGGCCGGCAUACUUUGAACUGCGCACAGCCAUUGUGGAAGUACUGACUGAGGCGUGUAACCUGAAUGAACGCCAAGCGGAAGCCUGGAAUAAACUACUCGACAUUGUAUACGACAUCAUCUUCAAGAAGUACGAUGAAUUGGGGGCUCAAUAAUGCUUGAGAAGUUGCAGGAAGGCGGCAGAGUGCUAAAGGAGUGCAUACGCCAACACAUCAACACUCAUACGCACACUCAUCAGACACACACACACGCACACACGCAUAAGGAAAGUCAUGGAAAAGCAGGCAUGAGAACUCGCGUUUUCCACUAUGACAUUGCGGAAAUUUUGUAUGGCUCACUUUAGUGUGCCAACAAUGCGAAUAUCUCCAUCAAAACACACAUAUACACACACAUUUAGGGAAUAUUAACGUUGACGCUUUAACCUGCUUUUGUAGCGCAAAAGUUUUAUUGUGAAGUUGUAGUAGAAAAAGAAAACGAAGAAGAAGAAGAAAAAUGCAAAUAUAGAAAAUGUCUUGAAACAUAUCUAAAAAAUUUACACAGCAACUCGCUUUAUUGUAACGCCAUCCGUAAACUUUGACUCCAUCGCCUUUCCACCGUUGCUGCUGUCUUGAGUUUAAAGCUUUAUUUGUGCUGUUUUUUUCACAAUUAGCUGCUGUGAUUGUUGUUGUUGCAUUUGUAUACCUCCCAUCCAAGAAACUCUAAACGCAUCUGAACCGGCUAUAUUUGAAAACAAAUAAAAAAAAACAACUCCUAUGAACUCUUAAUGUUUCCGUUUACCUCUAUAAACAUUUUUUUUGCUAAUGGUUUCUAAACUUUGUAAUUUUGUGAAUAACGUAAAAUGUAAGAAAAUAAAUAAAAAUAAAAUAAAAUAUUAAAUGAAUUACAAUAAAAUA